AUGGAGAUCGUCUCAUCGAAAAAGCUAGCGUGGUUCGCGCUCGCGUUCACCGUGGUGGCCGCCGCCGGUGUCGCUGUGGCCCAGAACACGGCGCAGGACUUCGUGAACCUGCACAACUCACCGCGCGCGGACGUGGGCGUCGGGAACGUGACCUGGAACGCCACGGUGGCGGCGUACGCGCAGAGCUACGCGAACCAGCGCGCGGGCGACUGCCGGCUGGUGGUGUGGCGCGCCUCCACGGCCAUCGGCUGCGCCCGCGUCGUCUGCAGCAACAACGCCGGCGUCUUCAUCAUCUGCAAUUACUACCCGCCCGGCAACGUCAUUGGACAGAGCCCUUACUAG
Molecule: messenger RNA, 342 nt
Organism: Miscanthus lutarioriparius
Lineage: Eukaryota; Viridiplantae; Streptophyta; Magnoliopsida; Poales; Poaceae
Source: the annotation of a GenBank genome assembly